CCAGCACACGACUUGUGAAUCAAAUCUAAAGCCGACAAAAUGGUCGAAUGGACAGACUUCGAGCGCGCCACCAUCAAGGACAUCUUCUCAAAGCUUGAGUAUGAUGUGGUGGGCCCUGCAACCCUUGCCAGGUGUCUGGUCGUCUACCCCUGGACUCAGAGGUAUUUCGGCAAGUUUGGAAACCUCUACAACGCCGCUGCGAUUGCUGAAAAUGCCAUGGUUUCCAAACACGGAACAACCAUCCUCCACGGUCUAGACCGGGCUGUGAAGAACAUGGACGACAUCAAGAACACCUACGCCGAACUGAGCGUGCUGCACUCCGAGAAACUGCAUGUGGACCCCGACAACUUCCAGCUCCUGGCCGACUGCCUGACCAUCGUGGUUGCUGGUCGGUUCGGAAACACCUUCACUGGUGAGGUGCAGGCAGCUUUCCAGAAGUUCCUGUCCGUGGUGGUGUCCUCCCUGGGAAGACAGUACCAUUAGAGCUGCGAUGCAAGACCAUCACAUGCUGUGCUGGAAAACCUCUGUUUUUUUGUAAUGUCUCAAAGGCAUAAAUAAAUAAAACAAGCAUAAACAACUUG
Molecule: messenger RNA, 581 nt
Organism: Notothenia coriiceps (black rockcod)
Lineage: Eukaryota; Metazoa; Chordata; Actinopteri; Perciformes; Nototheniidae
Product: hemoglobin subunit beta-C
Exons: 3
Coding region: 40-483 (147 amino acids)
Biological process (GO): hydrogen peroxide catabolic process; oxygen transport
Cellular component (GO): haptoglobin-hemoglobin complex; hemoglobin complex; blood microparticle
Molecular function (GO): haptoglobin binding; heme binding; oxygen binding
Source: RefSeq, a predicted model, not a curated record